AUGGGGGUUCAUGCGGCCUUCAUUGAUUUUCGUAGGACCUUCGAUCUUGUGGAUCACAAUAUUCUUUUGAACGAGUUAGCAGUUAUGAACAUAAAUAAACCCUUCUGGUUAUGGAUUAAAAGUUUCCUUUCCGGAAGAGUUCAACAAGUAAAUCUCAAUGGUACUUUACUGAUCCAUUGCAACGUGCCAGGCCGGAGUCCCGCAAGGCUCUGUAAUAUCUCCCAUUCUUUUCAUUCAGAUGACUGCACACAACACCAAAUAGUGAGCGUAGAUUCUAAUAGUAAUUUACAACAAUCUAUCAAUGAAGUAAAUAACUGGGCUGUGUUAAAUAAAAUGGCAAUUAAUGGUAAAGAAACUAAGGACAUGUGGAUCUCUUUCACAGACGCUAUACCUGAACCACCACGUCUUCGUAUUGGAAAUGAGUUAAUAGAAAGGGUCAACGUUUUUAAACUACUUGGCGUGUCAUUCCAAAAUAAUCUAAAAUGGAACGCACAUGUUGAAGAGAUUACACGAAAAGCAAAUAAACGCCUCUACCAUCUUAGAAAAUGCAUGAAAUCGCAGUUACCAGUUGAAGUCGGUAUUAUUACCUAUCAAUCCAAAAUUCUCGAGUAUGCAUCACCUGUCUGGGCGGGACUCCCUAAUUACCUGCGAGAUGAAAUAGAGCGGGUUCAAUCCAGGAGCUUACGAAUCUUUGGUCUGGAAAAAUAUUACCUGCCACCGUUGAACGAAAGAAGGGAAGAGGCAAUUAGUCGAGAAGUGGAUAGGUUUAUGAACGAUCCAAACCAUCCCUGUCACAGUGUUUUGCCAAAAUUAAUUAACAAUCAGUACAAUUUAAGGAACAUUGACCGGAAUCGCAAUAAUCAAUAUAUCAUUCUUCUCAGGAACUGA
Messenger RNA from Paramuricea clavata, 888 nucleotides. Lineage: Eukaryota; Metazoa; Cnidaria; Anthozoa; Malacalcyonacea; Plexauridae. The record is from the annotation of a GenBank genome assembly.